CUCUCCCGCUGCCUCAACCUCCUUCAUCGGCUAGUCCUUCCUCCCAUUCUGAUUGGCUGUUCCCUCACUCAACCUCCUCACCGUCUUGACGCAUCGCGACUUGCUUCACUCGCGUUUCCUCCGUUGCGAUUGUUGCUGGAGGUGCCCUGCAUGUCGCAGUAGGGAUGAAGGCAAGCUCGUACUGAAGGCAGGCCGGUGCAAGUGAUACUCAGCGACUCCGACUUGCUGCAACAAGUCUUGAGAGCAAAGCAGGAUGAAGUGCAAUGAGUGUACGGAAGGGCUGGAAGCUUCGUUUGAGUGUGUCGAGUGUGGGUUGCUUCUGUGCGAUGAAUGUCAUCGGCAUCAUCGGAAGAGUAAGAGAUCGUCGUCGCACUCCACCAUUCCCCUCCCAUCAGCUUGCAACGUCCCAACCCAACAGAUUCCUGACGCUCCUUCGCCUCAAGUCAUCAAGCCGCGCAUGGCACACAAGCUGUCGGGGCCCCGACCGAAGGAAGUCAUCGACAUCGACAUGUUGACAGGUGAGUCUCAACGGGGGUCACUCGCUUGACGUGCGCCAUCAGAACACUUGCACGGAGGCAAGAUGGAUGACAAGAAGUACAUCUUCCCUUGGAAUUUGAAAUUGAUCAGACAAAACGUACCAAACUGGAAGCCUUCCAACGUUGAAGGGAAGCAAGACAAGCUGGGCAAGAAAGCUCCAGGAUGGCUGGGCAUUGAGUUUGAGAAUCGGGUGGACGGGCAAAUGGUGAUUACCAACGUGGUGCAAGGAGGACCAGCGGACGAGCGGCCGGACAUCCGCAAGGGUGACCUCCUCGUCGCCAUUGCCGACCGCAAAGUUCGCAAACUCCCCCCCUCGGACUUGGCAGGGCUCACAAAAGGAGAAGUCGGCUCGACGCUCGAGAUGCAGGUUGGGGCUGAGUAUCUCCCUGGGGCUGGUUUCUCUACCGAGCACUUGCUGGCAUCGGGCAAGACGGUCAAGGUGGAACGAGCCAUGGCAAGCGAAUGGACAGCGAGCGAGGAUAAUGGUGAGGCGAGGUGUAGCCAACUCACAUGACAAGUGGACGCAGGAAAGGACCAGUCGACGAUCCUGCUGGGUUCUCCAGCCAUUGAGAUUUCAACCAGCAGCAUCGCGAGAUGCAGUCUCGAUGAACAAGAAUCCAUCAACAUCUCCAACUCCCCGCAGGUACCUGGAAUGCUGUGCAUGCUCAAGUGAUUGCCCUUGUCCAGGAGGACUCGCGGAACAGCCGUGCAAGCUCAGUCGUUUCCAACUCGUCGAGGAGUUAGAGCAGGAGCCAUCAAAUCAUGAAUGAAUUACGAGAUCCUGCGAUGUCAGUGCAUCCAUCGGAUCUCAACUUGC
Molecule: messenger RNA, 1354 nt
Organism: Guillardia theta CCMP2712
Lineage: Eukaryota; Cryptophyceae; Pyrenomonadales; Geminigeraceae
Exons: 2
Coding region: 581-1051 (156 amino acids)
Molecular function (GO): protein binding
Source: RefSeq, a predicted model, not a curated record